This is a messenger RNA of Punica granatum (pomegranate), 483 nucleotides long. NCBI's taxonomy places the organism in Eukaryota, Viridiplantae, Streptophyta, Magnoliopsida, Myrtales, Lythraceae. The record is from RefSeq and is a predicted model, not a curated record.
UUACCAAGCAACUAUACAAUGGGUGGACUUCCUUUCCAAGAUGCUACUUCAGCGUUGGCUUUGCCAGAGAAUGGAUCAAAGCAUAAUCAAGUUUCAUCCGUGACAGCACCGGCACCAGAGUCUAAGCCAAAGAAGAAGAUCUGCUGUGCUUGCCCUGAAACUAAGAAGUUGAGAGAUGAAUGCAUUGUAGAGCACGGGGAAGAUGCUUGUUCAAAGUGGAUUGAAGCUCACAUCAAAUGCCUCCGUGCUGAGGGGUUCAAUGUCUGAUUUUAUCAGAGGUUAUUAAGUCGAGAAGAUGCAUGUGCGUGGAUUCUGGGGGUGUGAAAUAUGCAAAUUUUUGUUGUCGAGACAGCAAGUAAUGAGGUUAUAGAAUAAAGUGGCCAACUGACUUUCUCAGAUAUUGGAUAUAUAUCUGUUCAUGAUUAUUCUUGUAAAAAACUGAAUUUUUUGAAUUCAACAAUUCAUUGGCUCAAUUUUUAUCCU